Messenger RNA from Pseudophryne corroboree (corroboree frog), 8295 nucleotides. Its product is annotated as telomerase protein component 1-like. The transcript has 54 exons. Gene Ontology annotation, molecular function: telomerase RNA binding; telomerase activity; protein binding. The record is from RefSeq and is a predicted model, not a curated record. Lineage: Eukaryota; Metazoa; Chordata; Amphibia; Anura; Myobatrachidae. Gene Ontology annotation, cellular component: telomerase holoenzyme complex. Bases 156 to 8186 code for a protein of 2676 amino acids. Gene Ontology annotation, biological process: telomere maintenance via recombination.
UGGAGCAGGAAGCAGGAAACGGAGAGCCUGGCAGUGACAGCGCUGCCCGGGAUCAGCUUGGCGCAGUCAGUGUGUGAGAAGAAAGUGAAGCCUCUCUGGUAUAACAGUCGCUUUUAGCGGAAGGUCGCACUAGUCGUAGGAUCAGGACUUCCAUCAUGCCCUCCUCUGAUGUCCUUCCGCUGGAGAAUGCUGGUCUACGUGGGGCAAAGCAGCUAUCUCAGCCUCGACGUAGACUGGCUUUGACAUUGCCUGUUUCUGAUUGGUUAAACACUGCUUUUCGGUCUAAUGUGGAAUCUAGUGAACCUAAGAAUACAAUGCUUCAUCCUUCCUGGGAAAAAGCAUCCCCAAACCUAACUACGACCACUAACUCUAUUUUGUCCAGUGAUGUCAGCCUGUGCUCUCAAACCAUGCUAUCAUCAAAAGUGUCCCUGACCUGUAAUACCCUUCUGAAUAGUGGCCUUUCUCUAAGUUCACAUACACCUGUAGACACUAAAUUGUCUUUAUCCACUUCAUCCUUUAACCUGUUAGGCUCACCUCUGACCUCUUCAAGCGUGCAGACAUCAAAUAUUUGUCUAACAUCAGAUGUUGCUUGCUCUGAACAUACCAACCUCUCAUCUUCUCCUAAACAUGCAGUAACCUCCCUCUCUGCCUUGCCUUCCGGUGCCUUACUUUCCAGUGCUGCUGUGAACCAUAAUGCUUCUUUGACUACAAAGGUUGAAACAGCUAAUAUUUCAUUGCCCCUUAAACAAGCAGCAUCCUCUGUCUCUUCUUUGCCUACUAAUGUGCCUGCGCAUCUUAUCUCUUCUUCGACCCCUAACGUUGAAAUCUCUAAUGUUGCCAUACUUUCUCCAAACUCAAUUGUGAAAUCUAAUGAGCACCAGUACUGUGAGAUAUUCCCCAGCAGGAGAACAACCAAGUUACCAAUUCACCAAAGCGUUACUUCAAACCUGCUGCCAACUUUGGUUGUUGACAAGGAAAAGGAAUCUGAAUUACAGGAAGAGCUGAUGAUGCAAGACAGUGUGCCAUUACCUAAAUCUCAGGCACAAGAAUUGCAGUCUGGUGAAACGGCCACUUCAGAUUUCCAGCUUACCUCGGAAACGAUGUCAUCUCGACUUGUCCCAUCUGCUGACUCUCCACAGGAAGUACUACAAAUUGGGGGGAAGGUAUCUGAUACUCAAGAUGACCAAAAAUCAGAGACUUUACUGAAGCAGAAAAAGAUGGCUUUAGUUUCUGCUGUUUGCUGCUCACUGGUGAAUUCGCCUAAAUUUUCGGAUCCUGCAGACUUGACCCGUUCUGACAUUCUGUCUUUGUGUAGAGACCUAGCAGAUUUGGAUCCGGAGUUUGUGCUAAAGGUUGCUCUUUACACUCGCCAGGAGCUCAAUAUUCGCACUACUGCUAAUUUUUUACUGGCUGUGUGUGCACUACUGCCUGCUUGUCGUCCACACCUGCGCAGAUACCUGUGCCCGUCUGUCCAGCUACCAAGUGACUGGAUGGAGGUACCACGCUUUUAUCAGAGCCUGGCAGGAACGGGAGAUAAACUGGCUCCACUGCCAUCCUGCCUCCGUACAGCAUUGACCCUCAAGUUCAAAGAGUUUAGUGAAUAUCAGCUUGCAAAGUACAAUACUCGUAGACAGCGUGGGAAACAUGCUUCCCAGAAAAAGAGAGAGAAGAAAACAAGAACUUGCAGAGUUGCGAUUUUUGGAAAAACGUUAAGAACUUUGGAGCCUUCAUUAAAGCUUCUGCAGGAAGAGUUUGAUUCUUCCACUUCUGUUGCCACUGGCAAGAAGGCAAAAGACGAGUUCUCCAUGAAGAGUUUGAUUCAGAGAUUACAUAUCUCCAAACCAGCAAAUCAUGUCAUGAGUCUGCUUGGCUGCAGGUAUCCCAAAGACCUGCGUUCCUUUUCCCGUAGUGGUCUUGAGGGUCCUUGGCAAUCCCACCUGUCAAGCCAUAGAAUGAAACUGAAGCAGCCAGAGACAUGGGAAAGGGAAUUGAGCCAGAAAGGCAACACAGGCCCUGUGUGGGAGAGUUUGCUUGACAACCAUAAAGUUCCUUUCAUGGCUUUACUGAGGAACCUGAGGAAUUUGAUCAGAGCAGGUAUUAGUGAGAAACAUCACAGGGAAGUGAAUGCACGUUUGUCCAACCAGAACGCUGUGAUCAAAAGCCGACUCUUCCCAUUCCGUUUUCUCUCUGCUUACAAAGUAAUUCACGAUCUCGAGUCUGCGCGACAGAAAGCUGGGCAGCCAUUCCCCUCCAAUGCUGAUCUCCUCCAGCGUAUAUUUCGGCGGCAAAGCAAGAAAAUUCCACAGUUGGCUCGAAAACGUUUAACUCGGAGUCAGCUGAGAGCAUGCCUGGGUGUGUCCGCUAUCCAUCAGCUGCUAAAAAUAGAGAAAAAGGCUCUGAGAAAAGCAAGGUCAAUAAAGUUGGAUGAAGAUGUCUUGAAGAGGUAUAAGAAAUCUCUGGAGGAAGCUAUUCAGAUUUCAGCAAGACACAACAUCCCACCUAUACCUGGUCGUACAGUAAUCCUAUUCCGUGUUUCGUGUGCCAUGUAUGCAUCAUGCCAUGGAGCAGAACAGCUAACUGUUUCUACGGAUUCAGAUGAUAGUGGUAGAAGACAACCACCUACACUCCUGGAAGUGGGCUUGCUGCUGAGCCUCAUGGUGAGAGACACUGCAGAAAGUGCCCAGCUUGUGUUAUGCACAGACAAUGCCUUUGCCCUGGCUAAUCACUCUUCCGGUCCUCUCUUUCAAUGUGUGGCAGAGAUUAAGCAACAAGCUGAGGAAGUACUUAACAGCUCAAUCAUGCCCUUCGAGGAAAGGAAUCCCAUAGCAGAGUACCUCUUAGAGCUGCUUAUGAAACGAACAAAGGUAGAUACCUUUCUGAUUUUUGGGGACGGUCCUUUAAAUGAAGAGUUUCAGAAUGUGUUGAAGCAUUACCGACGAGUGGUAAAUGCAGAGUGUCUUUGUGUGACUGUUCUGCCCAAUGGCUCCACAAGUGAGGACUCCCUUGAGCAGUGUAAUGAUGUCACACUCUGUGGUUUUACAGAACAGGUGUUGAAGUUUGUAUCGGAGAGGGGAACUUCUCGUCUCUUGGAUCACGUGGAGAAGGUGAAUGAAAGAUUCAAUGUUCCAGAAGAUCCAGAGAGUGUUAAGAGAAGACAAGUGAUAACUAGCAAUCUACUUGCCAUCAGUCCCAAGCAGAGGUGGCGUAGUGUUCGCGUUUUUAUUUCCUCAACAUUCCGUGACAUGCACUCAGAAAGAGAUAUCCUGAUUGGACAGGUGAUGCCACAACUCCGCCUACGUGCUGCAUGUCACUUUCUGUCUCUGGAGGAAGUCGAUUUGCGGUGGGGAAUUACUGAAGAGGAAGCAAAACAAGACAGGCAGUUGUCUCUGUGUUUAUCUGAAGUACUUCGUAGUCAAAUCUUUAUUGGAAUACUGGGAGAAAGAUACGGACAUGUCCCCAAAUCUUACUCUGUUCCUCUCCUUCCUGAGUAUCAGUGGAUUCAGAAGUAUCCUGCCGGACGAUCCAUCACAGAGUUGGAAGCCAUGCAAUUUUUGCAGAACUGUGACAUCAGUAAACCGGGUCAUCCAAAGGCCUUCUUCUACUUCCGUGAUCCAGAAGUUAUAAGGUCAGUGCCCAGUCAUUGGCUGUCAGAUUUUGCUGCGGAGUCCCAAGAAGCAGCAAAACAUUUAUUGGCCCUAAAGAGCGGAGUGGCUAAGCACCCAGCUGCUAGAAGCUACCUGUACUCGUGCCAGUGGGGUGGUGAGCAUGAUGGGAAGCCACAUAUCACUGCAUUAGAGGAAUUUGGAGCUAGAGUUUUAGAAGAUAUCUGGCAAGCAAUUGAGAGUCAUUUUAUUAAGGAAGGGUUAAAUGAAUCUGAAGAUGAUGAAGACCAACGUGCACAGGAAGGCUUUCAGGAAUGGCAUGAGCGACAUUCCUUUGCCAGAAAAAAGCUAGUCACAAAUGUGCGUGCGCAGAUAGUGGAAAAGAGGCAGGCAUCAAAAGCCAAUGGGCGUUUUAUUCUGCUGGUUGGGGAGCCAAGUCAAGGAAAAACGGUCUUUAUGGCAGACCUUGUGAAGGAACUGAGACUGGUAGCUCCAUCCUCUGUCAUCUACCACUUUACUGGGGCCAGUACAAAGGCAAAAGAAGCAGAGACUAUGCUAACCAGUCUCUGCAAACAGCUAAGGCAGCGCCUGCAGAAAGAGAGCUGUAGCCUUACCUCAUACAGGGCCCUUCUAGCUGAGUUCCAGGCUCUGCUUCUGUUAACGUCUCGUUCUUUGAAGUGGAGUGACACAUUGACACUGGUAAUAGAUGGGGCCGAUGUCCUAUGUGGACAUGCAGGGGAGCUCACAUCUGAUUGGAUUCCCAAAACAAUCCCUCAGAGAGUGAACUUGGUUCUAAGUGUGACUGAGGGCUCCUCUCUCUGCUGCUCAUUGAGCAAGCAUAAGGACAUCAUACUCAUCCCCUUAGGGAGACUGGAACCAAGUGAACGGGCCGAGCUGGUGAGAGGGAAGCUUGCAGUGUAUGGGAAAAAGUUGGAGGAGACUGCUUUCAAUAACCAGAUGCGACUCCUGAUGAUAAAAAAGGGUACGCGUGACCCUCUGUAUCUAACUCUGGCCUGUGAAGAGUUGCGUGCUAAUGCUGUUUUUGAGCAGCUCUCUGAUGAUAUACAGCAGCUGCCAGCCACGCUUCCACCGCUUAUUCAGAAAAGGCUAGUUAGCUUGGAAGAAGAACAUGGAAGAACCAAUGUGACCAUUGCUCUGGCUGCCAUCUGCAUCUCACGGAAAGGACUUUUGGAGAGAGACUUACUCAGGAUUCUGAGCUCACUGCAGCACAUUAGGUCUGUGUACACAGCGAGCUGGGGUGAAAUGCUGGCAGCAGCCACCUGUGCAGAAAAUCUUCCCAUGGCCACUUUCUCUCUGCUCCUCGGUGGACUAAGAAGUAUUCUUGGCCUCUGGAGUCGUAACUUCACUACUGAGCCCCGCCUGCAUCUCUCUAGUUGUCUUUUGCGAGAGGCUGUGGAGAAGCGGUAUUUAGUAAAACCUGAGGUUGUCCAUGCUGUGCAUCUGCUCAUGGCUGCUCACUUCUGGACUGUAUCCUCUCCUGAAGACCCAGACUCUUCACCUGCUCUUCAUGCUGAGAGUCUGAGUGAGCUUUCCCAUCAUCUGCUAUGUGGCAUGCAGUUAUCCACUCUGGGACGGCUCCUGGUACACCUUCCUUUUCUACGGGCACAUGCGAUCCUGGGUCUCUUGCCACACCUGUGCCAGGUUUACAGCAGUUAUGCAACAGUCCUGCCUGAGAAGACUUCAUUGACCCCUGCAUCUUCGGAACAGAAUGAGUUUAAUCAACAGCCACAAGAAUCGCCAUUAAGGGUAUUCAGGGAGUUUAUUGAGAGAUCAUUGCACAUUCUCUCCCAGAAUCCUUCCCUGUUUUAUCAGCUGGCCCUGAAUGAGCCUGACUGUUCACCAGUAUGCAACCAGGCACAAGAGAUUUUGGCUGACUGGAAGAGUACAGAAGCCCAGCUAAUCACAGCAUGGAACAAUAAACCAGACUCCAUAAAUGUUUGCUCAAGCAAAUCACUGGAUGUACCUUCUAUUCCGGGAUGUGUUGGCCUGAGUUCUAAGGGUGACUUGGCAGUUGUGGGCACCAGUGAUGGCUCCUUGCAUAUUCUCCAUACUGACAGUGGGGAGGAAGUAAGAAUGCUGCACAGUAGCUGCGAUGGAGUCUCUUCCUGUGCAUUUGUGUCAGAAGCAUUACUCUGCAUUGGUUCAUAUGAUGGAACACUGGAGAUCUGGAACAUAGCUGAUGGGUAUCGCAUACAGAGAAUUGAGGCUCACAAGCGGCAGGUCACAGGAUGCAGCAUUAGUCCUGACCACAGGCAGCUUCUCACCUGUUCUCUGGACUUUCAAAUCAAGUUGUGGGACACAAGACGCUGUUGUCUCUUAGGCUCCAGUUCCUUCUCCAGCCCGCUGAACUGCGUAGCAUUUCACCCUAGAAGUCCUGUUGCUGCAGUGGGGUCUUGGGAUGGAAAUAUAUCUGUGAUACUACUGGAUAACUGGAAAAGAAGUGCCGUUCUCUGUUGUUCCUCGUCUGUGAGAACAAUGUCCUUCUCCUUGGAGGGCAAUGUAGUUGUCGCAGGUAGUCUUGAUGGCUGGGUCUCACUGUGGUCAUGGGAAUCACAAGUUCUCCUGUCUCGUUUUCGAGCUCACAGUGGCUCCACUCUGACUGCUAACUUUCUGCGUCAUGGAGAAUACAUUCUUACUGGAGGAGAGGAUGGCAAAGUGCAGGUGUCAUCUGGUGGUCUUGGGAGGCUGCAUGGGCAAGGGUGUGUGAAGGCUGCUUCGUCUCCAGCACUCUCUCUAGCUGUUUCCCCUAAUAGACUGCUGUUGGCAGUUGGGUAUCAUUCAGAUUCUGUUGGUGUCUACAGCGUGAAUACUGGUGAUCUGGUGUCACAGUGUAGUUUUGCGGAUGUGGCGGUGGGUAGCCUUGUGUGGCUCUCUGAUAAUAAGCUGCUCACCGGGAGCUCUGACAGCUUGAUUCGUGUCUGGAAUAUCUCAUCAGAACAGUCUGUUUGCCAGCUCACUCUCCGUACACACCAGCGCCUUGUUUAUGCCUUGGCCCUAUCCUCCCAGCUUCUGGCCUCUGCAUCCGAGGAUGUUACCAUCUGUCUGUGGUCAGUGGGAAGUCUGUUGAUGGCUGAUGAAUCGGUUAACCCCGUCUCUAUUCUGCGAGAACACACAGCAGCCGUUACAUGUUGUGCUUUUAGCCCAGAUGGCACACUGCUGGCUACUGGUGGUCAAGACCGGUCUGUGCUUUGUUGGGACGUCUCUGUGAACCCUCCUAUUCUCGUACACACUCUACUAUCGUGUCACAAAGACUGGGUGACUUGCUGUACAUGGACUGACAGCAACAUGUUGAUCUCCUCUGCAGGAGAUGGAUCUGUAUGUCUCUGGGAUAUUCAGCGCAGAGAGCAGCUUUUGACGUUUGCGGGACAUCAGAGUGCAGUCAGCAGUGCUAUAUGUAUGGGGGAACGUGUGAUCACCACUGGCAGGGAUGGCUGUCUUAAAGUGUGGAGCCUUACUGGUGUAGAGAUUGCAAGCAUUCCAACACAUCACAACCAGAUAAACCAGAGUGCUGCAUACUGGGAGCCAGAAGAUAGCCGGGAUGAUGCUGACCUAGUGGUAUAUACAGCUGGAUCUGAUGCCACAGUGUUAAAGUGGAGCCCUCUACAGAUGGAGCAUAUACAGACAUUAUGUGGCCAUGGAGGUGCGGUUACCUCAUCAGCAGCAGACUUCAAAUGUGAGAUCACAGUGACAGCAGCCCACGAUGGCUCAGUACGUUUGUGGGGAGUACCUUGCAGAGAUGAACGUCUGUCAGGAUCUCGUCACUUGGGCGCAGUGUCUGCAGUUGCAUGGUCCCUGGAUGGAGAGCUGCUGGUAUCAGGUGGAGAGUUGGGGGAUGUGAUAGUGUGGAAACAACAGAAAGCUGUACUGACUCUGCAGUGUGGUGAACUUUGCAUUUCUUCAAUUGUUUUCACUACUAAACGUUCGUUUUGCUCCGUGUCCAACGAUCUGACUAUUUCACGCUGGCUCCUGUUUCCUUGUAAAGGAGGUGGUUUAAGAGGAAAAAGGGCUUACAGUGUGGAGUUGGAGUCAUUGGUAGUGGGUGCAGCGCUCAACUCCUCACAGAAGGUGGAAGUACGCACAAUGUCUGGGAAAGUAUUCUUACUUGAUCCCAAGACUGGAUCUCUGCAGGAUGUGAAUCCUGAAUUUGUCCCACUGCCAGAUCCUGAUUUCCACCCUCCAGUAGAACAGUUGGAUCCUGGCAACAUCAUAACUGCAUCCCAGCAGGAUUUCGGUGUGUGUGACUCCAGUGGGGCGCUGUGGCUUAAAACACAACAGUCCAAAGAAAGUGAAGCUGGCAACUGGCAGCGUACACAGAUUCACUCUGCUUCUAUUACUUGCCUCAAUGUGAUGAAUGAUCUUGUGAUCACGGCAUCCACUGACCGUAGUGUGAAGAUUUGGAAGUGUGACCCUCUCAGACAGGUGGGAGUCUUCCACUGUGAGGGAGCAGUUACCUGCCUAUCACCCUCUCCUACAGCGCACAGUGAUAACUCAUCGGUGAUAUGCCAGAUAGCCUGUGGGGAUCAGUAUGGCAAUGUGUAUUUGCUGACUUGCUUUCAGGCUUAACACUGUAAAAACAUGGAAUAAAACAAUCUAAUUGUAUUGUAUUGUAUGGUACGGGUCAGUUUUACACAAAUUGUUAAAUCUCUAAUAAAUUAAACUUGCAAUGUUCUAA